AUGGACAGAGUGGUAACAGAUGAUACAGAUGUAGAUCUUGUGANCAUUAUUCCAGCAUCUACAGGUGCUGCAAAAGCAGUAGGAAAAGUUAUUCCAGAAUUGAAUGGAAAAUUGACCGGCAUGGCUUUCCGUGUUCCCACUCCCGAUGUUUCUGUAGUGGAUCUCACCUGCAGACUAUCCAAAGAUGCAACUUAUGAUGAAAUCAAAGCAGCAGUAAAAGCCGCCGCCGCAAGCGAUAACUGGAAGGGAAUCUUGGGUUACACAGAAGACCAAGUUGUGUCCAGCGACUUCAUCGGAGACACCCACAGCAGCAUUUUUGAUGCAAGCGCUGGCAUUUCAUUGACCAAAAAUUUCGUGAAAUUGAUUUCCUGGUAUGACAACGAAUAUGGUUACAGCAACCGUGUAGUCGACUUAGCCAAGUACAUGUUCAAACAAGGCUAAACUUCUAUGCCUUUUUAGUGCUAAACUUGGUGCACGAACUGUGCGUAAUUAGCUUUAAAGAUUAAUCUGGAUAGUUUGUUUAUUCUGCCUAAAGUCUGUGAUGUUAUGUCAUGUUCCUAAUUCCUAAUAUCUUUCCUGUGAUUUUUAUUUAAACAAAAAAGAAAUCUCACCAGAACAGUAUCAACUUUUGGCUUUAGUCUAGACUGACUUCACAUUUGUAAUUCAAAUCUGUACAGUUGUUCCUAUUCACAAGUGAUUAUUAAAACCACGUUAAUUUCGAAAAUAAAAUGUUAUUACAAAGUU
Centruroides sculpturatus (bark scorpion) is the source of this 744-nucleotide messenger RNA. Its product is annotated as glyceraldehyde-3-phosphate dehydrogenase 3-like. The coding region runs from base 1 to 441 and encodes 146 amino acids. Gene Ontology annotation, molecular function: oxidoreductase activity, acting on the aldehyde or oxo group of donors, NAD or NADP as acceptor. The transcript is spliced from 4 exons. Lineage: Eukaryota; Metazoa; Arthropoda; Arachnida; Scorpiones; Buthidae. The record is from RefSeq and is a predicted model, not a curated record.